Lucilia cuprina (Australian sheep blowfly) is the source of this 948-nucleotide messenger RNA. It is a transcript of the gene ix, whose product is annotated as mediator of RNA polymerase II transcription subunit 29. Gene Ontology annotation, biological process: regulation of transcription by RNA polymerase II. The record is from RefSeq and is a predicted model, not a curated record. Gene Ontology annotation, molecular function: transcription factor binding; transcription coregulator activity. NCBI's taxonomy places the organism in Eukaryota, Metazoa, Arthropoda, Insecta, Diptera, Calliphoridae. The transcript has a single exon. Bases 136 to 801 code for a protein of 221 amino acids. Gene Ontology annotation, cellular component: mediator complex.
AGUAGCUUUACCUUUAUAAAAUACGCAUAUAAACAAUCUGACAAAUCUCAAUUUUCACAUAAAAUAUAUAAACAAAGCAAAUUGCGAGUACACAAAAAAAUUCCAUAAAAAAAAGAAAAAACAACUUUUUCAAAUAUGAAUCCCAACAUGAAUAUGCAUGCUAUGCCACAGCAACAGAUGGGUGGUGUUGGUAAUAUUCCUGGUGCCGUUGGACCACCAAAUCCCAUGAUGCAACAGGGUGUAUCACCAUUGAUGCAGUCAUCGCCACAGCAAGCAGCAGUGGGACAACAAAUGGUACCACAACAGCAACAAAUGCCGCAGAAUCCUCAAGGACAACAGCAGCAGCAACAACAACAACAGCAUCCACAACAACCGGAAAAAAUUGAUAAUAUAUCCAAGGUGAAGAGUCUUUUUAUGCCCAUGAGAGAGUCACUGUUAUUGACGUUUCGUGGUGCAGCUUUUACACUACAGCAAAAUAAUAUGGCAGAUAAUUUAAAAAGGGACGCCGUCAUGAAUUCGGCACGUUUCGAUAAACAUUUAGAGGAAUUCUAUACGUAUUGUGAUCAAAUUGAGUUGCACUUAAAGACAGCCAUGCAAUGCAUGCAGCAAUUGUCCUCGGCACAGCAUUAUUUGCCCGGAGCCGUAACUGCCCUGAGAACUGAACCCUACAUGCAGGAUAAUCCUGCUGGUCCCAUGCCAUAUCCUACUUUCUUGAAUACGGUACGAGUUCACAUACAAUCGACCAAAGAUCUGCGUGAUACUUUGAUUAGUGCUUCGCAAAAUAUAUCGCAAGCCGAUUGAUGACAAUUAAACAUGGAUUGAGCUUCUUGGAAUAUGAUAGAUAAAAAAAGGAUAACAAUUCAUGGUGUUUAUUUAAUAAGAAUAUAAAAUAUUUAUGUGUAACAGUUAAAAAAAAAUAAAUAAUAAAAUGAAAAAAAUGUCUAGUAA